AUGGCCUCAGCAUCUCUGCAAGCUGCUGACUUGUUCAGCGUCAAGGACCUCAUUGUCGUGGUUACAGGCGGUGGAACAGGCAUCGGACUCAUGAUUGCACAGGGUCUUGAAGCCAAUGGAGCCAUUGUGUAUAUCAUCGGAAGAAGACAGGAGGCCCUGGAUAAAGCCGCCAGCACCGCUAAGCAUGGAAACAUUCGCACCAUUCAGGGGGAUGUUACCUCCAAGUCAGAUCUUGAGAAGGCUGUUUCGCAGAUCAAGUCGGCACACGGCUACGUUAAUGUCGUCAUCGCAAACUCAGGUAUUGGUGGCCCAGCGCUGAAGGGCAUGCCGGCAAACCCCUCCAUCUCUCAGUGGCGCGACUUCGUCUGGAACUGGGAUCCCGAAGAGUUCACCAAGACUUUCGCAGUAAACGCUACUGGUGUCUUCUUCACUGUGGCGGCGUUUCUCGAACUGUUGGACGAGGGAAACAAACGCAGUAACUUCAAGCAGCGAAGCCAGGUUAUCGCAACCAGCAGCAUUGGGGCGUUUAACCGGCAGCCCAUGGGUUUCGCGUAUGGGGCGUCCAAGUCGGCGGUGGUUCACAUGAUGAAGCAGCUCUCCACGGUCCUGGUCCCGUAUAACAUCAGGUCUAACGUCAUCGCACCCGGCUUCUAUCCGAGUGAGAUGACGACAGCAACGGUCGAGCAGCACAAGGACGGAUGGCCAAAGGCAACGAUCCCUGAGGAGAGAGCUGGUGAUGCAGAGGAUAUGGUCGGUGCGGUGCUGUACUUGGUCAGCAGGGCCGGCGCUUACACCAACGGCAACGUGCUCAUUUCAGAUGGUGGCAGACUCGCCGUCGUGCCAUCCUCAUACUGA
Molecule: messenger RNA, 855 nt
Organism: Colletotrichum chrysophilum
Lineage: Eukaryota; Fungi; Ascomycota; Sordariomycetes; Glomerellales; Glomerellaceae
Exons: 3
Coding region: 1-855 (284 amino acids)
Molecular function (GO): oxidoreductase activity
Source: RefSeq, a predicted model, not a curated record